AACAGUUCUAAAACCACAUUCAAGUAGUAGUGGCUUGAAUUAAUUCAUCUAAAAACUAACGAAAAUCCAUCGAUAUUAUUAACCUUUUCGCAAGACAGUCAUGUGCUCUUCCUUCCGCUUAGCAACAGCUAUUGUCUUCGCCGCUUUUGUUAUGGCCUGUUACCUUAUCGAAGGCAGCUACUCUUUGCCCUCGAUUGGCCAUUAUGGCAAGCGUUUCGAUUCGAUUUCAGGCAUCGAUUUCAUACAAAUCUGUUUAAAUAAUUGCGCUCAAUGCAAAAAAAUGUUUGGGGAUUAUUUUCAAGGUCAAAGCUGCGCUGAAUCGUGUUUAAAAUUUAAAGGCAAGGCUAUACCCGACUGCGAAGACAUUGGAUCCAUUGCGCCUUUUUUAAAUACUCUGGAAUAAGUUGUAAAAUAAAACCUCGCUUCACUCGGGUGAUAUAUUGACGCAGGAUAAUGGCAUUGCUCCUUAGAUUUAAUUAUAAAAGUUUUCAUUAUAAUUUCUGAUGGAAAAUAGAAUUUCGUUGUAGAAAAUGUUAGGCUUACCCGGAAUACAUUUUAGCAGGUGUGUUGUUAGCUUAGUGCUAAGGAGCUGCAGUUUACAAUAUUAGGUUUACAUAGCGCAGACACGUAGUUUGUUCAAACGCAGUUUCAAAUGAAGGAUUGCUCACGCAGCAAAAGUUCACAAUGAAUUUAAUUUAUUUUUUGUUUUUUACUUUUUUAGAAAUUAUUAGCAUACACUCAGGCUUUAGUUAUUAAUUUUAGUUAAUAAGCCCUUUAAGUGCACAGGAUAUGCAUUUUUUGCCAAAACGAGUUCCUAAUAUUAUUUAAUAUCA
This is a messenger RNA of Glossina fuscipes, 833 nucleotides long. Its product is annotated as eclosion hormone. The record is from RefSeq and is a predicted model, not a curated record. Lineage: Eukaryota; Metazoa; Arthropoda; Insecta; Diptera; Glossinidae. The coding region runs from base 101 to 403 and encodes 100 amino acids. Gene Ontology annotation, molecular function: ecdysis-triggering hormone activity. Gene Ontology annotation, biological process: ecdysis, chitin-based cuticle; neuropeptide signaling pathway. The transcript has 3 exons.